Molecule: messenger RNA, 248 nt
Organism: Cooperia oncophora
Lineage: Eukaryota; Metazoa; Nematoda; Chromadorea; Rhabditida; Trichostrongylidae
Source: the annotation of a GenBank genome assembly
AUGAAGUUAUGGGCCUAUUGCGACAAUGACAAGACUCAGACAAAGAUUGGCAUGCGUGAUGAUAUCGCUAGCUUCUACUAUAUCCAUACGUACAAUGAGAUCAAGCGACAUAUCCCUGUAAAGAGCGAACCUGGGAAGACACGGACCUUCAGUAUGUGUUCCGGUGAUGAUUCAGAGACGUUUGCUAUGCCUCCAAUCAAGUCGGAAACUCCUGCAAAACAUCACACUCCAGGAGACUCCAACGGAAU